AUGAAGGGUCUCAAUGAUGCACGAAGGGUCUCACACGUACUUACACAACUAGAUGACUAUAAGUCACUCAUCAUGGCGCUAUCAGAGAACAAUGUCCCGCGUCUCCAGCAUAUUCUUACAGUCACACUCAAGAGAGGGUCUAGCAUCUGGCAGAUAAUCAAUACACUUGAAUAUUCCCUUGCUGGCGCUUACCGUCCACGAGGGUAUACAGGUGAUGAUCUUGAUAUGGCCAUAUUGGCAUACCGACUUGGUGGACGUGGACUCCUUCAUGCGUUUAGUCACCGCUUAGCUCUCCCAUCAUUAUGCACGUUA
Suillus clintonianus is the source of this 312-nucleotide messenger RNA. RefSeq lists its product as uncharacterized. The transcript has a single exon. Lineage: Eukaryota; Fungi; Basidiomycota; Agaricomycetes; Boletales; Suillaceae. The annotation marks the transcript as partial. The record is from RefSeq and is a predicted model, not a curated record.